Molecule: messenger RNA, 4570 nt
Organism: Drosophila montana
Lineage: Eukaryota; Metazoa; Arthropoda; Insecta; Diptera; Drosophilidae
Gene: Pde8
Product: phosphodiesterase 8
Exons: 20
Coding region: 686-3475 (929 amino acids)
Biological process (GO): signal transduction; regulation of DNA-templated transcription; positive regulation of ERK1 and ERK2 cascade
Molecular function (GO): 3',5'-cyclic-nucleotide phosphodiesterase activity
Source: RefSeq, a predicted model, not a curated record
AGGCAAUCGUCGUCGUCGUCGCCGUCGUCGUCGCUGUUGCUGUGGCCGUCGCGUCGGUCCGUGUGGAUGUGGAUCGAGAUCUCCAAGUCGCAGUCACAACUCGCCGGUAGCCGUCGCCGCAGCGCAAGAAUAUUUUUUCCAUACAAGUUCUUGAAAUAAAGCAAAGAAAACUUACGCAGUUCUAACCAAAAUACGAAGUCUGAUAUAAAUAUUAAAAUAAUAAGUAAAAUACCAGCCAACAGGCAAAAGCAACAACAACUUUAACGACUACUUUUUGCUGCUCGAGAUGUAAGCGGAAAGCCGGCCAAUCAGCCAGUCAAUUGAUCGCCGCUUGACGCGCAAACCCAAAAAAAUGGUUCAAUUAUGUUACCCGCAACAACCACACAACCACAACAGCAGCAGCCAAAUACUAGAAGCAGCAUUCUCAGUGCCAGCACCCAAAGCCACAGCUUAAGCAGCAACACAAGUGGAGGCAGCAGCAGCAGCAGCAGCAGUAGCAGUAGCAGUAGCAACAUCCAACACUCGGCAGCUCCAUUGAAACUUAAGAACCAAAUCAAACAGCGACCAAAACCAAACCGAAACCGACAGCAAAUUAGCAUACCCAUAGCAACAAGGGUAGCGGGAACAGGAGCAGAAGUAGAAGCAGUAGCAGUAGCAGGAGGAGCACAGGAAACAGGACAACGCCAUGGGCUGCUCGCCGAGCACAUUGCCCAACUCGUCGUCGUCGACAGCAGCGGCGCCGGGUGGCGGAAACGGUGGCAAUGCCAACUUGCCAUUGGAUGGCAAUGAGAAGGAUGGCAGCCUUCUGUUCUGCAUCAAGUUGCGGCGAAGCCGCAUGCGCCGCUGCAGCUGUGGCGCCGUCACACUGCAGAAUCAGAACGGGGACGGCAGCACGGGCAGUGCCACCUGCGGCGAUAACAUGAUGUGCAACCAGGGUCUGCUAAAUCCGCUGCAGACCAAAAACGAGUCUGACUACGAGAAGCUCAGCACUGGCAAAAAGGAUUCCAUUGUGACGGUGGCAGCCUUGGGCAACUUUACACACAGCGUUGUGCGACGUGCAACCGGAACGGGCAGCACCGGCACAUCGGGCACCAGCUCCUCUGGUGGCGGCGGCGGCAACGGUCGUCCUGGUCACCGCAAGUCCUCGCUGGCGCUGGCACUGACGCCCGAGGAUGAGUCAAUGGACGUGUAUCAGCGAAAUCUCAUGGACUUGAAAUAUCCAACCGUGCUACCACCGAAUCCUCAACUUAAGGCGCUUUUAGUUUUUCACAAAUCGGAUAGCAUCUGCGAGGUGGUCACCUUGGCCUGCCAGCGCCAUCAAUUGGACGCAACGCUGGUUAAAUCCAAAGAGGAAGCCCUCGAAACCCUGCACAAGUCAUAUGCCACAGCGCAAUGCUAUCAUUUAAUUAUAAUUGAUGCGCGCUCCACAAAAGGUCUCGAUUCCGAGCACAUUGCAAGAACAAUACGUCACACACAUGGACAUCAUUUAACGACAAUAAUUGCCGUCUGCAAGAAGAGUUUCUUUGAAAAGGAUGAUGCGCUAAUUGCUCUAUUGGACGCUGGCGUUAAUAGAUGCAUAGCCGAGACGACCAACCUGGCGAUGUGCAGCGUGGAACUGAAGCAGAUACUGCACUCGAUCAUAAGACCGCAUAAUGUUAUGUCCACUCAACAGGCACUAUACACGGCCCUGCACCGGCUGAAGGAGGUGGUGCUCAUCACGGACGACGUGCUGCGCAUACAGUAUGCCAACCGGGCCACCGAACGGCUGCUCAACAUGCGGCUGGAUGAAAUAAUUAGCAAGCCAUUAGCCGACAUCUUCGUCUCGGACCUGUCCACCAUCAGUGAGCAGGGCAAGAGCAUCAAGGAGUUUGAUGGCAUACUGACGGUCCGUCGCAAGAAUCAGGAGGGCAUACCCAUGCACGUGCGUGUCGUGCCCGUGGCCUGCAUUGGCAGUGCGCCCACCCAUCUGAUUUUCAACUUUGACAUACCCGGCGGCGGUAUGGACUUCAUUGCCACGCUGCCGCAGCCAAAGGAGGCGCCGCGCGGUUCUCUGCACUCGGUGCGUCGCUGCAGCUUCGAUGUGCGCUCCAUUGCGUCCGACGGACUGCGUCGCACCAGCCUGGCCAAGCUGACGUCGCUGCCCCUGGAGGCGCCCAUCACCAAAAUAAUCAAUUUACUAUCACAAGUACAGGAGAAUUGUUCAGCCGACGAGGCACGCCUCAUAGACAAAGUCUUGGAGUUCCUUAAGCGCGAAGGACUCUACAGUCCACAAAUGAAAGAGAUACGCACCGAUGAUCCCAUAGCCACCGAUCUCAUUGGCGCCCUUCUAACGGGUCCCAGUGUCUACUCGUCGCGACGCAGCUCCAACGACUCCAUCAUCCGCACUGGCAACUCGACGCGCGCUGCCACCAUUGUGCCCGCCAAGAUGAAGGCCAAUCCCAUUAUCAUGGAACUACUUGAAGAAUCUCUUAGCUGGGACUUUGAUAUUUUCAAAUUGGAAGAGAUCACCGACUACCAUCCGCUGCUGUACUUGGGCAUGGAAAUGUUCCGGCGCUUUGAUGUCUUUGCCACACUGAACAUUGAGGAGAACGUCUGCAAAGCCUGGCUGGCCGUUAUCGAGGCGCACUAUCACAAGAGCAACACAUAUCACAAUAGCACACACGCCGCGGACGUCAUGCAGGCAACGGGCGCCUUCAUCACACAGCUGGCCAACAAGGACAUGGUAAUGGAUCGCAUGGAUGAGGCCACGGCCUUGAUUGCGGCAGCGGCGCACGAUGUCGAUCAUCCUGGUCGCUCCUCCGCUUUUCUGUGCAACUCGAACAAUCCCUUGGCCAUAUUGUAUAACGAUCUGACGGUGCUGGAGUCGCAUCAUGCGGCAAUCACCUUCAAGCUGACCCUGGGCGACGACAAGAUCAACAUUUUCAAGAACUUGGACACAGAGACGUACAAAUCGGCGCGCAGCACAAUUAUCGAUAUGAUUCUGGCCACGGAAAUGACGCGUCACUUUGAGCACUUGGCCAAGUUUGUGAGCGUCUUUGGCAGCGAGGUUGAGCCGCGUGAGCUCGUGCAGUCGGAGGAGGAGACAUCCAUACUCAUGCGCCGCAUGCUCAUCAAGGUGGCCGAUGUGAGCAAUCCAGCGCGUCCAAUGCAGUACUGCAUCGAGUGGGCGCGCCGCAUUGCCGAGGAGUACUUUAUGCAGACGGACGAGGAGAAGCAGCGCCACAUGCCCAUUGUGAUGCCCAUGUUCGAUCGCGCCACCUGCAGCAUACCAAAGAGCCAGAUUGGUUUCAUCGAAUAUAUAAUACAGGAUAUGAUGCAUGCCUGGGACGGUUUUCUGGACAUGCCUCAGCUGAUCACGUGCAUGCAGAUCAACUACUCACAGUGGAAGAAAUAUGAUGAGCAGGGCGUUAAUACCCUUGCCGAUAUUAUGGCCAAGCAGCCGCCUGUGGGCAUUAAGCCGUCCAAUUCUAAAUAGCAUACGGCUUUUCGGAGAUUAUUCUCGGGUCUACUGAAGCCGCUGCCGGCCCAGGCGCCUGCCACAUCCACAAUUGGCGAGAACGAAAUGGAGGAUAUGCUCUAGUGCAGGCGAAUCCGGGCCCAGAGACGUGGCUUUCGUCGCACUCUCUCGGCAUAGGUAUCGUUCUUGUUGUUGUCGCUUGUAUUGCACACAUAUCUCGACUAAAUAACGCUUCCCAAACAGCUCUGUUUGUGUGUGUGUUUAGGUGGAUUCUUAAUCCUUAUUGCGAGCUAGCCACAAGAAAUGGUGCCAAAACAAACAAAGAUUUCACACACACAAGAAAACAAAAACAACAAAACAAACAAAUAGAUAAUUGUCGCAAAUGUUUGAAGAGCAAAACAAAACAAGAAAAAAACAAAGAUAACAAAAAAAAAAAAUUAUUGGGCUGGACUCAAAAUUUAAUAUUUAAGUAACAUCGCAAAAAAGAAAGCAAAAUUUGUGUGUAUAUGUAUAUCUGUGUGCCCUAUUAAAUGUGUGUGCGUGUGCGUUAAAACAUUUAUAUAUAUAUAUAUAUAAGUAUAUAAAUAAAUACAAAUCUACAUGCAAAUACAUGAAAUAUAGCAAGCAUAGUCGCAUAUUGUCCAACGAACAAUAUGCCGCGCGCUCUAGGGUACCUAAAACGGUAUAACGGCAUAACCAACAAAAUGGCGUCGCGGCCAUUGCACACACACACACACACACACACACACACACAUACUAGUUGAUAAGUCGUGCGUGUUGCCCUCUCCCACCUUCAGUCACCAGCAGCCCCUCACACACGAAGACAAUCUCUGUUUAAUACAAAUGUCCAACUACUUUUAAAUUAAGAUAAAUCGCAUGGCCAUAGCUAGAUGAGUGUGUGUGUGUGUGUGUUUGUGUGUGCGUGUUAGGUCUUUGCAUGGUUUAGCUGGGACAGCACAUGAUGUGCAUAGCAGACGAACUUUUGCUAGAACUACAUCAAUAUCUAUUUCUACUAAUGUACAACAACUAAAUUGAUUAGCAAAAAUACAGAAACAAAAAAAAAAACAAAAACAACAACAAUUCGAAUCCACAUAUGUAACGUGCGAAAUUCUA